AUGAAUUUGUACACCUUAGUUGAUUCAGCUUGGCUUGAAACAGCUCUAGCACAGAUUCAAAGGCGCACACCGUUAGCCAUUGUUCUCACAAAUGUUCCAUUAGUCAACAACACUAUUCGUUCAUCAAUUAACAAGAUAACAUUUUACAAAGCUCUCUUAUGUAAUAGACUAAUUACUAUUGAAGAGUACUUACAUCAUACAUACAAACUUCAAGAGUUUACUACUUUCUACAUUAAAUAUAAUAAUCGACUCUACGAGUGUUCAUCCAUUUUGAAACACAGAUAUGACACUCUCCUUACCGAUUAUUUGAUAUUACAAAGUUCAAACGACUCUCGUAUACAGGAAGAACCCUCAUUAGCCAGCACUCCUCUACAACGCCAGCUUUCAUCAGCCAGCACUACCAACUCUGUUCCACAGCAACAGCUCUCAACAGCCAACGCUCCUCUACAAAGCCCACUUUCUGCCAACACCCCUCCACAACGCCAGCUUUCAUUAGCCAGCAGUACCAACACUCCCCCACAGCCACAACUCUCUGCUAGCACUCCCCCACAACGCCAGCUCUCUGCCAACUCUCUUCCACAGCAACAACUCUCUGCCAACGCCCAGACAGAACGCCAGCUCUCUGCCAACACUCAUCUUCAGCGCCAGCUAUCUGCCAACACCCCUCUUCAGCGCCAGCUAUCUGCCAACACCCAGACACAACGCCAGCUCUCUGCCAACACUCAUCUUCAACGCCAGCUCUCUGCCAACACCCCUCUUCAGCGCCAGCUAUCUGCCAACACUUCGGCACAGCAACAACUCUCUGCCAACACCUUGGCACAGCAACAACUCUUUGCCAACACUCUUCCACAGCAACAACUCUCUGCCAACACUCAUCUUCAACGCCAGCUCUCUGCCAACUCUCUUCCACAGCAACAACUCUCUGCCAAUACUCAGCCUCAGCCUCACCCAUCUGUGUCUAUUCCCCUUAAGCGCGGGAGACCCAAAGUUAAUGUACCAAAAGAUCUUAAGGUAACUAUUAGAAACCUAAUUGAGCAGCAUGGCCAUCUUGGAAUAAUCUCCGCCUAUAACCAAAUAAAUAAAGAUAUCGAAUAUGCCAAAUCUCAUUUUGAGGCAUUUUUGGACAUGAAGACGGGUAUUGUUCCACAGCCAACGCCUACCCAAGCAUGGUUCUCCGCUAUGAAACGUUUUAAGCCCCUGAAUCAAAUUUCUUCCACAAUUCCUUCCGGACUUAUGAUUGAAGAGUCUCCAUUAUCAUUUCCAUCUGAGCUGAGGAACAUUAAAUAUCUUACAAACCCUCUUCCACAUCCCUCUCAAGACAUAUGGUAG
This is a messenger RNA of Trichomonas vaginalis G3, 1329 nucleotides long. Its product is annotated as LP04239P family. Lineage: Eukaryota; Parabasalia; Trichomonadida; Trichomonadidae. Bases 1 to 1329 code for a protein of 442 amino acids. The record is from RefSeq and is a predicted model, not a curated record. The transcript has a single exon.